GAGCACAUCGAGACCCUUCGCACAGUGGCGCGCGUGCACGUGCCGGGGCGUGAACGCGCCACAGUCUGGACUGCCGUCUAGUCAGACAGUCUGCGACUCAUGAGGCGGAUAGGAGGGGCGAGUAUUGGGGAUGCCACAAGAAUGAUCCAUUAACCCCGCACAGCCCACAUCCGCAUUUAUGGAUUAGUUUCUCCUGAAGUGAAAGCCAUCCUAUUUAUUGUUUUCGUCAUCACUGAAGUUUCUUAAAUAUCCCCACUUUGCACGCGGAGCGCAUGACGAAGGACCAGAGAUGUUCUGAAUGAAAGGAGGAUCUGGCAGCCUUUUGAUAACAAUGCUGGAGAACUUGAGCGGAGCCCACAUUGAUCGACCCGCCCCUAGACCAUCCACAUUCAGCUUCUCUGCCCUGUUUGCUCUGCCACACCACCUUCACAUGGAUGGGAGCAGUCAUCCAUUCAGGAGGACUCUGUACCGGUUGAAGUUGGUAAGUUCUCCAAAUCUGAGUCAGCUGGGGAAAAAUGAAAAGGCUUCACUGGAGGAGAGAGGAUCAGGCCCUAAUGCCACAUGGAACAGCAUUCACAAUGCAGUUAUUGCUGUAUUCCAAAAGAAAGGUCUGGCAGACAACGAACUCUAUACACUCAAUGAAGGUGUGAGGCAGCUAUUGAAAACUGAGUUGGGCUCAUUCUUUACAGAAUACCUCCAGAAUCAGCUUUUGACUAAAGGCAUGGUCAUUUUGCGGGACAAAAUAAGGUUUUAUGAAGGUCAGAAGUUACUGGACUCUUUGGCUGAGACGUGGGACUUCUUCUUUUGUGAUGUUCUCACCAUGCUUCAAGCCAUCUUCCACCCCGUCCAGGGGAAGGAGCCGUCGGUGCGUCAGCUGGCCCUGCUGCACUUCCGAAACACCAUCACCCUUAACAUGAAGCUGGAGGAGGCUCUGUCCAGACCGCGAGCCCGCGUCCCUCCCUCCAUCGUCCAGAUGCUUUUAGUGUUACAGGGGGUUCAUGAAUCCAAAGGUGUAAGUGAAGAAUACCUGAAGCUGGAGUCUCUCAUUCAGAAGGUGGUGUCGCCGUACCUGGGCACGCAGGGACUGUGUUCACAUGAGUGUGGUGCCUCUCAGUGCUCCUGUGUUAUUGAGAGGCAUUUGCAGUAUUGCUGGUCCAAGUCUGCAGACCUGCCCUCCAGUAAUCCAGUAGUGCGCUCCAAGAGUUACAACAUCCCCAUGCUGACCCCUGUGGCCGAGUAUGACUCUGAAGUGAGCUCUGUGGGGAGCGUCGGCAUCCGGCGUCACUCUGCGUGUGACGUCACUUCCUGCAUAGAGCCCCAGGGCUAUUCAGCCCUGUCUGUGGGAAUAGAGACCAGCUCGACCCCCAGACUCUCACUCGAUCACGAGCUCACUCUGUCCGGUGUGAUGCGAGGGGCCACGGGACAGCCAGCUCUGAUUUCUCCACCCGUCUUCAUCCACACCACCUCAGGGUGUCUGCAUGCAGCGGGCGCCCCGAUGGCUUCAUCCGAGUUGGACAAGGCCCCCUCGUCGCCCCCGAGCUGCUCCUCCAGUCCGGAGACCAUUGUAAUGCAGGGGCUGGACUCACUGGAAUCAGAUCCUGACGGAAUCUUCAUCGAUUUUUCCCACUGCCGCUCCGAUUCUUUCGGAACGAGCAGGAAAACUAGCUGAUGGAAUCUGUUGCCGUGCAGAAUCCAUUUCAGAUUAUAAACUACCACUUUUUUCUGUGAACUUGUGAAGUAGCUAUGUAUGUUGUGAUUUUUAAAACUGGAAUUUCAUUCCUGCUUUGCGCAAAAGCCAAGGCUGCUUUGUGGGAAAAAUGGGAGAAGACUCAAUUUAAAGUGAUUGUUUUUAUAAUGUUCUAAACCUGUGGAUGAAUUUUUGAAUUUUUCUAGUUUUUCAUAGACAGUAGACGUGGAAUGUCUCCAUUUUAAUUAAUGCACAUUUUACUGUCUCUCAUUUAAGUUUAUUUCCACAAUGGAAUAAAAAAAUUAAAAAGGGUGAUUUUAUCUCACAAUUUAGAGUUUAUAUCUAACAAUUAAGACUUUUGUCUUACAACUGCCGGAUUGCAAGAAAAAUCCAAGAUAAAAAGUCAGACAGUUAUGUUUUGUUUUUGUUUUUUUGACCGAAAAAAAGAAUUGUAAGAUAUCAAGUCAGAAUUCAGAAAAUAAAAAUCUGACUUCUUAGAAAAAAAAAAAUUUAAAACUCAAAAUCAUUUGUGAGAUGAAAACUCGAAACUACGAGUUUAUAAUUAAAAAUUUUUGAAAUUCGCAAUCGCAAUUGUGAGAAAAAAGUCAGCUUUUUAAAAAUUUUAUUCCAUGGUAGAAAUAAACUUUCAUACUCAUUUUGUUUAAAGUUGUUGUCACAUUUUCUGUUGUUUGUCGAAUUUUUUGCCUCGUCGACCAUCAGAAAGCUGAUUGGUUUAUUAGUUCUUCUGUGUGAGGUGUGCUUCAUACAUCAACAAUAGACAGCUGGCCUUUUGAUUUGCAAAAGUGACUGCACCUUAAAUGAGCUUCACGUAUCGUAAUGUGUUAUGAGACGACAGUACGCCUAAAUGUAGAAAUCUCUUCCAUUAUUGUCGCUCUUUAUCACACGCACUAUUUAUUGUCAUAGGGCUUUAAACGAACUACAUUUAGUGCUCUUUAAUCAUUGUCAAGCUAACCUGCACUCUUAAUGGUAUGAAAAGAAAUUAGUCUCUUAAUCUGAGAAUAACGAUAAUGUCGCUAAUGAUAAUACAGCGCAGAACAUUGUACGUCUUGAACACUCUGUUUGGUUCUCAAGCUUGUUGUUUUUUUUGUGACUGGAAGUUAACGGGGUUUGCUAAUUGAAUGUGUUAAAAACUCCCUUUUAGUUAGUUGAUUAAAUAGAAUAAAUACAGAAAGAUGGCGUUAGAUGAAACUGGAAUGCUAAACUUUACUUUUUGACUAUUUUAUUAGAAGGUAUUCUUUAAUUUAAAAAGAUUAUUAUCUGAUUUCUUUAGAAUUUAGGAGUUAAUUUAAUUGGUAAAUAUGCAUAAGUAUAAUUGGAUAAAUGCGUAUUCCAGUUUAUGAAAUUGAAAUGAUGCAUAAAAGCCCCAUUGUAUAAAAAAUUAUAAGGUACUUUAAAGAGUUUUUUGUGUCUGUUUUCUAUGUAUGUAAGCUUUUUGAUUUAGGUUAUAAGAUAAUGAAUUUCUGUAGUUUUAUAGAUUUGAGAUUGAGCAUACCUGCAUAGAUUUUUACACAAGCAACAUUUUUUAGAAAUGUAAAAAGUUUACAGUGGUGCUUUAAUACCUUGCACUGUCAUUUCUGAAGUCUGUGCUUACUUUCAUACUGAGUUUGUUAUUGGCUUUCAUGUGUGCUGCUGUGGACAACCUCAACAAGACAGAAUUUGUAGUAAAAUACUUUUAUGCUUCA
Cyprinus carpio (common carp) is the source of this 3390-nucleotide messenger RNA. Its product is annotated as proline-rich protein 5-like. Gene Ontology annotation, biological process: TORC2 signaling. The coding region runs from base 299 to 1669 and encodes 456 amino acids. Lineage: Eukaryota; Metazoa; Chordata; Actinopteri; Cypriniformes; Cyprinidae. Gene Ontology annotation, cellular component: TORC2 complex. The record is from RefSeq and is a predicted model, not a curated record. The transcript has 10 exons.